GGGAUUUCCCUGUUCUGUAGGCCCAGGAAAAAAUCACCUACUCGAGAGGAGCGGAAAAAUUCCUCGAGAGGAGCGGCGGCGCUACGAAGACACGGACGCGACGGCGGGGGCGGAGCGCGGCGCGACCCAGAGGCGACGGCUACGGCGACGGCGACGGCAUAGCUCUCUUCUCCGGCCGCCACCUUCUCUCCAGUGAGCACGCUUCCCUUCCCCCUCUCCCCUCCUCUUUCAAAGUUAGGGUAGGGUUUCCUUCUCUUCUCCCUUUCCGGCUUUCCCGUCGUCGCACGCACCGUGCCGUAGGGGCCGGCCGUCUGGUCGUGCUCCGGCGCCAAUGCCGACCGCGUGUUCAGCUUCGGCUCUGGCUUGGGGCUUGGGCUUGGGUGGCUUCGGCUUCGGCAGCGCUUUGUCCUUGUUCGGCUCCGGCGGUGGCAUUGCCGGGACACGGGAGGGUUCUUGGACGCCAGAGAGGAGAGGAGAGGAGGAGAAGGAGGAGGAGAGGGUUCUUGGUUCUUGGCCCGUAGCCUUCAAAGUGUCGGCACCCUCCACGUCGGAAUCUGAGUCAUGUAGUUGCAGUUGCAGGUUUGCGAAAUCUGAAGGAAUUCAGAGUCAUCUAGUUGCAGGUUCCAUGAAAUCGACUGGUAGGGAAAUUCCAGAUAAUUUAUUUGAUGGUAGUAAUUUUCUGAAGUUCCUGAAGAUUUAUUGCUUCAGACAGCAUGACGAAAGUCAGGGCAUCAUUAUAGUGUCUCCUGCUGCUCAGCUCAUUCCACUCAUAAACCUGUUUAGUUUGUGAUGUAUCUGAGUUACAAAAAAUGUGUUUAAACUGAGUGCUCCCACACAGUGAAAUGUGUGAUAUUUGAUACUGUCGACAUCAUUUUUUUUCUUUGUACCCAUCAUUGUUUUUCCUGUGCUUCUAAUCUGCAAUACUGUCCUGACAAGCUUUGAAGCA
Molecule: messenger RNA, 946 nt
Organism: Oryza sativa Japonica Group (Japanese rice)
Lineage: Eukaryota; Viridiplantae; Streptophyta; Magnoliopsida; Poales; Poaceae
Source: RefSeq, a predicted model, not a curated record